Molecule: messenger RNA, 4012 nt
Organism: Arabidopsis lyrata subsp. lyrata
Lineage: Eukaryota; Viridiplantae; Streptophyta; Magnoliopsida; Brassicales; Brassicaceae
Product: disease resistance protein RPS4
Exons: 5
Coding region: 89-3574 (1161 amino acids)
Biological process (GO): signal transduction; defense response
Molecular function (GO): ADP binding
Source: RefSeq, a predicted model, not a curated record
UUGCGGGUCAACUUGUAAUUGUGCCAUGGGUCUCUAAAGUCUAAAGUUAUCUCGAAACAAACCCAAUCAGACCCGAUAGUUUUCAGCCAUGGCCGGAUCAUCCACGGUCGAAGAACGGCCCCCGCAACAUCUAGUGUUCAUCAAUUUUCGUGGGGCGGAUAUACGCUUUGGAUUCGUCAGCCAUCUCGUCGAAGCCUUCAAAAAACAUAAAAUUAAUUUCGUUUACGACGACUAUGAAGACAGAGGCCAACCCAUAGAAAUUCUACUGACGAGGAUAGAGCAGUCGAGAAUCGCUCUAGCAAUAUUCUCCGGCAAGUACACUGAGUCAUUUUGGUGUUUGGAAGAGUUGACGAAGAUCAGGAAUUGUGAGAAGGAAGGCAAACUCGUGGCUAUUCCCAUCUUCUACAAGGUGGAGCCAUCGACGGUUAGAUAUUUGAUGGGAGAAUUUGGUGAUAGUUUUAGGAGUCUGCCUAAGGAUGAUGAGAAGAAAAAGGAGUGGGAGGAAGCUUUGAAUGUUAUUCCUGGUAUAAUGGGCAUCAUUGUCAAUGAGAGAAGCUCCGAGAGCGAAAUAAUCAAAAAAAUUGUGGAGGAUGUUAAGAAAGUGCUGUACAAGUUUCCAUCGGAGGAAAGCCAAAAGGCCUCUGUGGUUCCUUUAGAAAACAGUAACACUGUAACUUUCUCAGGAAAAGAAAAGCAUAAGACUUUUGGAAACAAACAGCGUCUGAAGGAUUUGGAAGAGAAGUUGGAUGUUGAUAGAUACAAGGGAACUCGCAUCAUCGGAGUUGUAGGGAUGCCCGGAAUUGGUAAAACAACACUGCUGAAAGAGCUCUUCGACUUGUGGCAGCGUAAGUUUAACAGCCGGGCAUUUAUCGAUCAAAUCCGUGAAAACUCAAAUGACCCUGGCUUGGAUUCCCUGCCGCAAAUGCUCUUAGGAGAGUUACUACCAUCAUUGAAAGAUCCUGAGAUAGAUGAUGAUGAAGACCCCUACAGAAAGUACAAGGAUCAACUGCUCGAACGGAGAGUUCUUGUGAUUCUUGAUGAUGUUAGUAAAAGUGAACAAAUAGACGCUCUUUUCCGGAGACGCGAUUGGAUUAGUGAAGGGAGCAGGAUUGUCAUUGCAACAAACGACAUGUCCUUACUAAAGGGUCUGGUUCAGGAUACUUACGUUGUCCGGCAAUUGAACCACCAAGACGGCAUGGAUCUUUUUCACUAUCAUGCCUUUAAUAGUAAUAGAGCCACUCCUCCCAAGGGAGAUUUCAACAAGAUGUCAGAAGAUUUCGUUCAUUAUGCAAAAGGCCAUCCACUAGCUCUCAAAAUAUUGGGAAUAGAACUUUGUGGGAAAGAAAGGACCACGUGGGAAGAAAAACUGAAGUUACUCGCUAAAAGUCCCAGCCCUUAUAUUGGAAGUGUCUUGCAAGUAAGUUAUGAAGAAUUGAGUCCAGGGCAAAAAGACGCCUUUCUCGACAUAGCCUGUUUCAGAUCGGAGGAUGUGGAUUAUGUAGAAAGUUUACUGGCUUCAUCUGACCUUGGAUCUGCUGAAGCAAUGAAUGCAGUAAAAGCUCUCGCAGAUAAGUGCCUGAUUAAUACUUGUGACGGCCGAGUGGAAAUGCAUGAUCUACUCUAUACAUUUGCCAGGGAACUUGAUUCUAAAGCAUCCACUUGUAGCAGAGAACGGAGGCUGUGGCACCAUAAAGAGCUUAUCAGGGGAGGCGAUGUUGAUGUACUGCAAAAUAAGAUGAGAGCUGCCAAUGUCAGAGGUAUUUUCCUAGAUUUGUCUGAAGUCAAAGGCGAAACAAGCUUAGACAAAGAUCACUUCAAAUGUAUGACUAAACUUCGGUAUCUCAAGUUCUACAAUUCUCAUUGUCCACACAAAUGUAAAACCAAUAAUAAAAUAAACAUCCUUGAUGGACUUAUGCUGACAUUGAAAGAGGUCCGAUGCCUCCACUGGCUAAAAUUCCCAUUGGAGAAACUUCCAAACGAUUUCUAUCCAAAUAAUCUCGUCGACCUUAAGCUGCCCUACAGUGAGAUUAAACAACUUUGGGAGGGUGACAAGGAUAUACCAGUCUUAAAAUGGGUCGAUCUCAAUCACUCAAGUAAGUUGUGCAGCUUGUCAGGAUUAUCAAAGGCUCAAAAUCUUCAAGUGUUGAACCUUGAAGGGUGCACAAGUCUCAAAUCUCUUGGAGAUGUGAAUUCGAAAUCUCUUAAAACUCUCACCCUCAGCGGCUGCUCAAACUUCAAGGAAUUUCCUUUAAUUCCAGAAAAUCUAGAAGCUUUAUACUUGGACGGAACAGCAAUAAGUCAACUUCCUGAUAACUUGGUGAACCUCCAGAGACUUGUCUCAUUGAAUAUGAAAGACUGUCAAAAGCUGAAGAAUAUCCCAACCUUUGUCGGUGAGCUGAAAUCUCUUCAAAAACUGGUACUCUCUGGUUGUUUAAAGCUCAAGGAAUUUUCAGAAAUCAACAAGAGCUCUUUAAAAUUUUUACUUCUGGAUGGGACGUCCAUCAAAACCAUGCCACAGUUACCCUCAGUGCAGUAUUUAUGCUUAAGCAGAAAUGAUAAUCUCAGCUACCUUCCAGCUGGCAUCAAUCAACUUUCUCAAUUAACACGGCUGGAUUUGAAGUAUUGUAAGAAGCUUACAUCUAUUCCAGAGUUGCCACCAAAUCUUCAGUACUUAGAUGCACACGGCUGUAGCUCACUGAAUACUGUCGCAAAACCGCUCGCCCGUAUCAUGCCGACCGUGCAGAACCGUUGCACUUUCAAUUUCACCAACUGUGAUAACCUGGAGCAAGCUGCAAUGGAUGAAAUCACAUCGUUUGCUCAAAGUAAAUGCCAGUUUCUAUCAGAUGCUCGUAAACACUACAAUGAGGGUUUUAGUUCAGAGGCUUUGUUCACCACUUGCUUUCCUGGAUGUGAGGUGCCUUCGUGGUUUUCUCAUGAAGAAAGAGGAUCUCUGAUGCAACGAAAACUCCUCCCACAUUGGCAUGACAAGAGCCUUUCUGGGAUAGCUCUAUGUGCUGUAGUCUCAUUUCCUGCUGGCCAAACUCAAAUCAGCAGCUUCUCGGUGGCAUGCACCUUUACGAUAAAAGUUCAAGAAAAGUCUUGGAUCCCCUUUACUUGCCAGGUAGGAAGUUGGGAGGGAGACAAGGAAGACAAGAUUGAGUCAGAUCAUGUUUUUAUAGCCUACAUUACUUGCCCACAUACGAUAAGGUGUCUCGAAGAUGAGAACUCUGAUAAAUGCAAUUUUACUGAAGCCUCUCUUGAGUUUAAUGUGACUGGUGGUACAAGUGAGAUAGGAAAAUUCACGGUGUUGAGGUGCGGCUUAAGUUUGGUUUAUGCAAAAGAUAACAACAGAAACAGUUCUCAUGAAGCAAAGUAUGAUAUGCCUGUUGAAGUAAACUUUCAAGAACCUCAACAUGGGAUGAAGGAGGAGAAAAGAAAACUAAAAGAUAAAGAAUUCAUGAUAGACGACCAAAGAAGAAACGGAAAAACAGAAGGUGUGAAAAUGUCUAGUGACACUCAUACUUGUGGUGCAAGUGUAACUCCAAGAAUGGGAGAUCUCCAAGCAAAUGGUUGAAAAUCUCCAAGGUGGAAUGAUCAUGUUUCAGGUGAACCAUAUUCUUACACAAAACAGAAAACACCAAGGAGUAAUUAAUAAAGAAGACUGUACAUUAGUAAUUUCUUGAUGGCGUAUUUUUAUAGAGGGAUACAUAUGUCAUGGGUGGAGCAAAUCUUUCUGGAGCAGUUGGUGUUCUUUUUCCUAUGUAAUGCUAAAGCAUCUGCUUCAGCCAAAAGACCCUUUUUGGCAGAGGGUUUUUGUUUACAAAAGCUUCUCUUUUACCAUCAAUUUACUUUAUUUUGAAUUCAGUGUUCACAAGAUUUCAUGUCAAGUUGCAGAGCAGAAAGGUAAUCAUUUAUUAGAGAUCUUAAUUUGUUGUUGCCGGUUCAAGUUAAUUUCAUGGUCUUGUUUGGUUAUCAAUUCUUUGUAAGACUCUUUUUUACGGUUGAAUAAAGA